AUUCUCUAUCAAGAUGGCGGGAGCUCAAUUCGAGUACGAUGAAAAAGGCACAACUUUUUAUUACUUUCUUUUAUCGUUCUUUGGUAUAGUGCUUGUGCCCCUAACAUAUUAUGUAUGGAAGGUCACAAAAUUGCCAGGUAAGUUCGAAAUCGUGUGAGUCAGUUACUCAGAAGGCGGCGUUAAAAUUAGUUCCGGCCGGCUUGGAUCUCUUACCAUAUGGCCGUCUUCUACCUUAUAUUUAUAAUUUUUUUAUAUUUUAACCCAUGUGCUUUUAACACCCAUUUUUCAGAGGAUCAGAAGGAAACAGUUAAAAUCUGUAGAUGUCCACCAUGUGUAGAGAAACGGGAAUUGUUGCGGAAAAAGGAGCCGAAAUCGAAGAGUAUUCGCUAUGUGAGGUAAUUUGUUACAAUCAUCUGUCUUGUAAUUUUAGAAUGACGUGUCUUUUGGAUCUUCGAUGCGCUCCCUUUUUGUUAUUUUUAAGGAUGAUUUUGUCAGAUUUUUUUGCUUUUAAAUUAUUAGAUCUUGGUCGUUUUGAUUUCAUACUCUUUUGGCUGAAAGGAAAAUCGCCAAAUUCGAGGUUAUUCCGUUAUAUUUUGUACAUGUCCAAGUAAAUAGACUCACCAUUCACAUAUAUGGACAUAUCUAAUAUUGAUUUCUUUACUUAGUUGUCCUGAACACUAGUUAGCUCAAUCAAGUAAAAUUUUGGCGAAGUAUUGCUCGUAAAAGUACCUAACAUGUGUACUUAAGGCAAAUGUAUUCAUUGCUUACCUGGAUAAAUUGUAAGCUUACUGCAAAUGGUCGCGCACCUUGAAAAGAGAAUUAAAGUAGAAUAGAUUUAAUGGACAAAGGAUCAACUAUAACAUUGUUACUUAUCCGUAUGUUCUAAUUUAGUUACUGAUAUUGUGUCACUUCCUUGAAAAGGUAUUAAAAAGAAAUCAUAAUAUUUCAUUCAGAGAAAUUAAGAGUGUUUAUGUUACCACAGUUUUGUUACGCCAGUUUUGUACUGUAUCAGUUCUAGGCUUAGACCGAUUUAAGUUCAGCCAUCAAAGCCAAGCCAAAUUUGAAUUUUUUUGAUGGAGAAGGUAAUUCUCUCUGUUAACUGCUAUACCUUCCCUUUUGAGUUCGUUCCAAGACUUUUGUUUUUUCAUGAUUGUGUCCUUUACAACAUAUCAAUGAACAAACCUUUAAUGGUUCAAUUAUACCUAAGUUCAAGAACAAUUUUUCUUUAUUUUCUUUCUAAGUGUUGAUGUACAAAGAUAAGUUUUAACUUAAGGAGAACAAAAUCAGAACCAAAGAUAUUAUUUUAUGAAAAAUAUUUAUUAUCUGUCAUCUUAAUUUUGAUUUGUACCUGUUCUUUUUUAGUCUUUCAGCUAUAGCAGUUUUAUGGGCUUUGUUCUUUAUUGGAGCAUAUAAAGUGUCUCAAUUUGAAAGAGAAUUCGCUGAAUAUGAUCCUUAUGCUGUCUUAGAGUUGGACAGAGUGAGUAAUUGUAAACGAAUUGAAAUGAAAAAAGUUUAUAAAUAAGGCUGUUACAUGCAUGUUGUCUGUGAACACAGAUUAGUAUUUAGACUAUUGUCAAUUUUACAAUUUUGCAGACAAUGGUUUUUAGUCGGAAAAGGCAUGUUUGUUAAAAAAAUUGACCUCCUUUGAGAAGCUGAUUGGAUUAAAAUGUUCUUAAGUGUUGUGAAUUAAAAUGAGACUACAUGUAACAAAAGUUGAAAAACUUGUCUUUUCAAAGUAGUUCCACUGAAAUAACAAUAUGGUUGUCAAGUUAACAGUGUUGGCCAAGAGUGUGCUCUUUUUCUAUUUUACACUGCUAGUUAUUUUUAACUGCUGACUCCAAGACAGUUUUGUACAUCAACUCAGUCUUUGCUUGACUAACUUCAACAACAAUCUGUUCCUUUCAUACAUCUUAUUCAGUGAUUUAUGUGAUGAACAGAUAUCAAAAACAGAAGUAUUUAAUGGUGAUUGGCCUUUGUGACUUCAGUGUUUACAUUAAUUUUAUGGCACUUGAACAAAAACUUCCUGGGAAUUAUUAGAUUGAGGUCAACUGACUACAAAGUAUCAGACCUUGAUGAUGUGUCCACAAUUACAGCCUUUUAUUUACUGUGAUACACAAUUUUGGCAGUGCAAGUUUCAGCUGAGCAUGGAAAGCACAAGUAAUCUAGCCUCUCACUGCUUUUUUUUUUUGUCCCUCUGUGAUUGGUCCUGAGAUGUAAUGCCACUCUCUUAAAUAAUCACUUAUUAUUCAACUAAACCAGUCACAAAUUGAUGAUAUGUGUUUAACCCUUUAAGUCCCACCAAUGACCCAGAAAGGAUUUCUCCUUACACUAUCAAUGUGAUAUCAAGCAGACAAGUAAUGAGAAUAAAGAAAAACAUCAAUUAGGGGAUUAUUUGUUGAUCCAAUUCCAAAUUCUCCAAACUAACUUCAUGUGAAUUGUAUGGGAGACAGUAAGGAGAAUUACUGAUGAGAUCUUGGGAGUUAAAGGGUUAACCCUGUUUCAUGUGUUAACUUGAUCUUUUUGGCUGUUUGGGAGCUUUUCCUUCACCUUGACUGGCCUCUGUGAUUUCUUUUUAUCAGAUAUAUUUAAUUUUUUCACACUCUGUUGAAAAGUACACUCAGUUUACUUAUAAUCUCCCCUUGUCUUUCCAUUAGGGUGCAAGCACAGCAGAUAUACGUCGGCAGUAUCGCAGACUCAGCAUGAAAUUCCAUCCUGACAAAGACACUGGUGAUUCCCAAAAGUUCAUGAGGAUAGCAAAAGCAUAUGAAGCGUAAGUUAAAAAAAAAAAUUUUUUUUUCACUUCAAUCUCUCCAAAUAUUUGGGGUUCUUGAGAACUUGUAAUAUGUGUCUAAAUAACCAAUAUUAAUUUCUAGGUUAACUAAUGAAGAAUCACGAAAAAAUUGGGAGGAACAUGGCAACCCUGAUGGACCUGGGGGUGUGUAAGACUUAAUAUGUCACUAGUGUUAAAUAUUUUUUAUUUUGAUGAUUAAUUUCAUCAUCAGUGAUAGACAAGAUGAACAAGUUACAAGGGUUAUUAUACUGCAAAGAAUGUUUUUGGAAAUCUCUUUAACUCCAUUUUGUUUGAAGGUGUAUAAUUAUAUAAAUAAAGAUUUUUAUAUACUAAUCAAAACAGUAGAUAAUGUUGAAGGCAUGCUUUGAUUGGCUACUCAAACUCUGAAUAUUAUUUUCUAUUCACCUCCAAGCAACAUGCAUGAGGUUUGUACCCAAAAAUAUCGCAACUGUUGCAGGAAUAAAUGAGUUAAGAUCUUAUUUUUGCGCUACAUUACCUCAUUGUUUAUUAUAUAUACUAAAACAACUUUUUAACUCAGUGUCUGUGGCCAGUAGUGGAUAUUUACCUUGAAGUUUCCACUUUGUGGCUAGGUAAAUAUCCCCCACCAGCCACCUCCAAUUUGGAGAAUGUAAAUGUACCUUAACAUGUAAAUGAUGGUUUACUUUUUUUGGAGAAAAGUCAACACGGAAACAAAAAUAAAAUUUCUCAUUCUACUUUAUUUUGUAGCAACAAGCUUUGGAAUAGCCUUACCUUCCUGGCUUGUUAGCAAGGAAAAUUCCAUGUGGGUUAGUUAAUAAAUUCCUUUUUCAUUUUUUAUUUCCUCCAUUUCAACAAUCACAACCUUUGAAUAAUUACAACAAGAUAAAGAUAAUGGAGAAGGGCAUAAUAUAGCAAGCUAAGUAGAUGCCCUUUAUGCUAAAGUACAUUUUUUCAUACACUCAGUAAAACAAAGACAAUUUGCUAUCUGUAAACUCAAGAUUUUCUUUUAGCAGAUACACAAUGUUGGUGUUAAAAAGUGAUUAUGAAAAUUUAGUCAACUAUGUCAUUGUAGCAGAGUAAAAUGCUGAAGUGAACCUUUUAAUGGUCUGUUUCGAAACUACUUUUCAUUUCAUUUUUCAAACUGAGUCCUGGUGCUCAUCCUUGUACAUGGAAAUAACAUUCCGUAGCAGAUGACAUAAAAAGCAUAACACAAGUUACUUAGAAAUAGGCCACUGUUAGGAAAAUCUUUAUAUUAUGAGGUAAAAGUCCAUACGUAUGAUGAGCUUUCUCAGGUUUAUAUUGGCAAAAAAAUCUGAUAUCAUUUUCCUGCUUAUGUGCAAUUUAGGUUUUGGGAGCCUAUGGACUUGCCUUCAUGGUGAUCCUUCCAAUUGCAGUGGUACGUUUCUAACUCAAUAUUUUGAUUUUAGUAUCAUUGCUGCAUGAUUUCAGCUUAAAAUGAAUAAAAGGUAGGCUGAUUUGUGUUUUCUUUUUGUAAGGAUCAUGGUAACAUAUCUGGAACAAAGAGCAAUUAUACAAAUCAAACCAGUUUGAAGCAAUUUUGAUUUAGUGUUCCUUUAAAAUUAAGAAAUUUAUACCAUACAGAUUUGAUAGACCUUGCUGCACAGCCACACAGCUCAAUAUGCUGUGACUUGUGUAUUAUUAAGCCCAACACAUUUACUUCAUAUCUCUCAAUUUUUGACCAGGGGACAUGGUGGUACAAGUCAAUCCAGUAUAGCUGUGAACAAAUCCUUUUGAAUACCACUCAGCUGUACUACCACUUUUUUCUCAAGACACCAGCCAUGCAAUCUAAACGUAUGUAUACUCAGUUUGUAAUAUUGUGGAAAAGGAGAACCACACAACAAAUUCUCUGCUCAAAGGAUUUUUUCAAGUAACUUGACACUGCAGAGAAGGAAACUAUAUCAUGUACAGUAUAUUACACUAUAUCACACCAGUUUUAGCAUUAAUCAUAACCAUUACAAUUUCCUCAAAUGUGAUUGAUGCAUUAGCUGCUUUAUAUAUCACUAAUCACUCUAUACAGUUGUGAUCAGACAGUAUAAUUGGACAGUUGGCUGUAAUUGGACAGUUGAAGCAGCCAAUCAUACUAAGUUCAGUCAGCUAAAUCCACCAAUGACAGAAUUGAUCACAAUAACCAUAGCAACAACCACUUACCCAAAACAAAAUUUCUAAAUAUUUUUUGCUUUAGACAUUGUCCCUACUGGAGCUGUUUGUCUUAGAUGUAUUUUUUUUUUGGAAAUUGUAAUGGUUAUGAUUAAUUGGUAACAGGACUUUGUGUCGUCCAAUUCUGUCUGUAAUCAUGUAAGUGAUUGACAAAUUGGACUUCCAUUUUGCGGUCAUCUGAUUUUGUUAAUCACUUGCAUGAUUACAGACUGAAUUGGACUGUACUCAGUCCUAUUACCAUUAUAAAUCACUGAUCACCUAACUUUUUUUUUCGGAAAUUGUAAUGGUUAUGAUUAAUUGGUAACAGGACUUUGUGUUGUCCAAUUCUGUCCAUAAUCAUGCAAGUGAUCAACAAAUUGGACUUCCACUUUGCGGUCAUCUGAUUUUUUUAAUCACUUGCAUGAUUAUAGACUGAAUUGGACUGUACUCAGUCCUAUUACCAUUAUAAAUCACUGAUCACUUAACUCAUAACUCCUGUGAUUGACAAACACAAAAUGUCUCCUCACAAUAUCAAUACAAUAUCAAGCAGACAAGAGAUGAAAAUGAAGAAAAAGAUUAAUUAGGGGAUUAUUCAGAAUUAUACAGAAUGCUCUUCUCAUAGGUGUGGUGAUGAUUUUGGCUGGGUCCUUCGAGUUUGAAAAAGGUCACAAUAAUGAAGUUCAGGGGAGGCCUAGUGAUAAUUCAGAGUUACCAGAGGUGAGACAAUGGGCUAUGGGUAUGUCUGUUUUUAACUUAACCCUUGCAUGCUUAAGAGGGACUAGUGUCUAAUUUUUUUGCUACAAUAACACUGAUGCAUCAAAUAUUGAGGUGACAAGAAUAAGGAAAUGAUCACCAACUAAAGAGGCUCUUGAUUGUUGAACAAAUCCUCCUUGUCUAGCAGCUUGAGAAAUGUACAGAGAACUGUAUGGAGAAUAUGCAUACUGAUGUUAGGGUGUAAGGGUUCAUAGUUUAGUGCAUAAAAAUAAUGAUGUUAUCUGUGCCUUAUUUCAUUUGUCUGAUUCAUUUGUGACUUGUGUUAGCUCAUGCGAGACUUGCCGAAUCUGGGGGACAAGAACAAAGAGGCACCACUUUGUUACCCUUACAGCAUCAAGGCAAGAGCUCUAAUCCAUGCUCACUUAUCACGCCUAGAGCUUCCACGGCUCACGCUCAAAUUAGGUGAGGCAGGGGAAAAGUCUUUUUAUGAGAAUUGUGUAUAUUCAUGGUACUGACUAGCCCAUGGGCUUCCUUACAUCCAAGAUAAAGUGAAAUCCUGUUAUCAUAAACCCUUUGUGUUAUGAAUUGUCCAUAUCCAAUCUGAUUUUGUACCAUUUUGCUGAAUGAGUUGUGUCUGGACACUUAAGACUAGGGGUGGCUUAGGGCCUGGCAAAGGACCUUUGAAAUGGGAUAUACUGUAAAGGUCUGAUACAGUAAAAUAAAAAAAUGAUCAUUAUCUGUUAUUCAAAGAAAAAAAAACCUUAUUUUCAUUGUGGCAUUUCAGAUCUUGACUUAAUACUUCAAAAGAGUCCAUUCCUCAUUCAAGAAAUGGUGAGUUGUGUGUCACAGCUGGUUGGCAUGGCCAAAGAAGGAAGAGGUAUGUUGAAACUAGUGGAUGAAGUUUAAUCAAAUCCAUAUAUGAUUUUUCCAGCCUACCAUAACUUGUAACAAAUUGAUAAGGCCACUGGAAAUUUUUUGAGAGAGGCAGUGAGAGCAAAGAGUCUUGGCCAAGAUUAAAAAACAAAAUGCAUGGAGCUAGCCCUGAUCUUUUGAUGUGAAGUCCUGGAUGCUAAAGCCACUGCAUCUUUAUGGUUUCUUUGCAAGAUGUAUGAUCAUUAUUCAUUUUUCAGUUACAAACACACCACGGCUGGAGACAGUGGAGAAUUGUAUGCGUGUCAGUCAAAUGAUAGUUCAGGGGCUGUGGGACACCAAGUCUCCCUUGUUACAACUACCUCAUCUCAGUCAGGAAAAUUUGCGACACUUCACCACCAAAAAGGUAGAAGAUCUUGAUUUUAUCAAAAAAUAAAAUUUAAAUUAUACUUAAAGCAUUGAAUUUCACCAGCAUGAAUAGUUUAAGGUACAAAUAUGCAAGCUAUCUUCCCCUGAGGGAGCUGUUAUCACUUAUGUUUGUUAUUCAGUAAGACCUCAAUCUGAGUUAUUUUUCAAGUGACCUGUUCACAGAAUUAGGUCUUUCUUCUUAUAUGGUAGCAAAGCAUGAUACAUCAGUCAUUUAAACAAAGAAUCACGAAAUGAAAUGUUCUUAUCUUUCUGUGAAAAAGGUGAGUGAGUAUAAUAUUGUUUGUGACACUCCUUGUUCACAGCGAAGUGUUCGUUCCAUCAAGCAGCUGGCAAGUAUGAAAGAUGAGGACAGAAGGUCAGUCUUGUCUUUACUCUAAUCAAUAUUUAUUCAAGAGUGAAUGAUGGAAUCAAUGAAUGUUUUUUAGGUAAUUAAUGAGCUGAUUUUGUCUUUUCAACUCAGUUGACACCUUGUUGCAUCACAUUACAGGGCUCUUUUGCGAAACCUAACUGGGGAACAGUAUGAAGAUGUCAUUAAUGUUUGUUCAAUGUUUCCGUAUGUGGAGAUGGAUGUUAAACCUCAUGGUUAGUUCAUUAUGCUAUCUAUCCACUCUUGUGUCCAGAAAUGCAUGCAGUAAUUUCGUCAAAAGGAGUGAGUAUUCAUGAAUUUGAUGAUUUUGGCAAAUUUUAGUCAAAUAUGUCAAAGCAAAAUCAGCUCAGCAGAUUUGAUGAUUUUGAUGAAUCCUUGCUAUUUUUGUUACUGCAUGCAUUUCUGGCCAUAUCUCUAUCCAUCAGGCUCUACAGCUACACAACACUGUGAGAAAACAUUGUGUGUAGUAUUCAUAGAUACAAUAUGACUGUGUUUAAGACUUUGCCAGUCUCUUAGUAAGUGGAGGCAAGGGAAUAUGGCGGGCGAAAAUACAUUUGACAGGGUUCUCAGUUAAUUGUGAUCCCCCUGUUUUUUUUUUUUCUUUUUUUUUGCUUGUCCUUGCAAACUAACUGAGUGGAUCAGGAUGAAACUAAAAUUUCUAGAAAGCACAAGAUUAAUGCACAAAUUGCUCUCUUAGUCAGGAAAGACUCUCAAAUCAGUUCAAAUUUGUGAAACUAAUUUUUAGAUUAUAGUACAAAUUAAUGCUCAUUUAUUCCUAUCAUGGAAAUAAAUUUUGAAGUUCAUUCACACCAGAGCUACAUUUUAUUUGUUAUUUCAAUGAUCCCUUCAGUCUUUGAGUCAAAAUUUAUCGCAUACACCUGAGAAGAGACAAAAUGUUUUCAAGUUUACCAAACAAAAUGAUUUCUGCUUUUUUUUAACUAUAGACAUGCUCUAGGAGUCGUUGUUAGCUUGAAGGCCGUUAUUGUCAAAGUUGGUCAAUGAUAAAACGAGAAUAAUAGGGAAAUCAAGCUAAUUAUUUUGACGAGGCGCUGAACAUUUUUCCUGAGGUUCACAUUUCAAACUUAUUUUUAACAGUCUUGGAUGAUGCAGAUGAUGCAGGACUGAUCACAACAGGCGCAAUAGUGACUGUGGCUGUUAUAAUAAAAAGACGAAACCUUGGGGUGAGUUGCUUCUUCCACUUGGCGAAAACCAAGACUUUAGGUGAAAAAAUGGAUCACAGCUUAAAAGACAGAUCAAUUGUUGUGGUCUUCACUACGAUGUAUGAUACUGAAGAUCGCCCCGUGUUGCAAACUGCUUUCUGGUAGAGGUUAGAGAGAUAGAAGGAGGGAGAGUACGUAUGCUGUCCCCAUCUUUCCGCCUCUUGAAACGUCUAGAAAACCUUAACGAGGGGACAUUGGGGUUUUCGGUUUUGCGGGUUUGGCUAUUUUUUAGAUCGGUUUUUGUGCCAUAAAACUUUGGUUUUUCGGUUUUGGUGCUCAUUGCCCUUUUGGGUUGCAGUUUCACUUCGACCUGAGCGGCAAUUGUACGCCUCCACUCGAUUCGUAUAGCCACGAAACCUCUGUAUGCUCCACUUGUCGCCAUUGUAUCGGAUCAAUUAGAUGUUUGAUAACUGGGAGGUGAAAAUUUAUAGGUUUUGACGGUUUUGCAUGCAGUUUUUGGUUUGAUUCAAUUUUUUUUUUGCGGUUUUGGAUGAUUUUUCGUAUGGUUUUCCAGCUGAUAAUAGACCCCAAAGCCCCCCUCUUCAGAGGCUAGUGAGAGAGAAUUCCUACCCUUCUUAUUGUUUAGUUCCACUUUUACAGGAGCUAUUCGAGAAGGAAAACGAAGGUGAUGUCCCACUACUAAAUGGCGUGAAUCCAUGUGAAACUUUAGAACCAAAGGUACUUCUUUAUGGAAAAUAUCUCUCUCUCUCUCUCUCUCUUAUUUAUUUUUUUUUUUAACUAAAAACACUUGUGGUCCAACAGUUAGUGAGCUGGACUUCGUAUCAAGAGGAACAUGUCAUGGCCAGGUCUUCCUUUAUUAAACUCUAUACUCGGUGGAACGUUAAACUGUCACAGUGCUGUUCUCGACUAACGAUUUAAUGAAUGAGUGGAGACGGUGUCAGCGGACUAUCACAGAAACUUAAUAAAAUGAGGGGGGUGAAAUUGUGACCGUUUAGCAUCUCAUUCGUGGGAAGUAACUGUACAUUUACAGCUUUAUUUGCUGAAUGUUUAUUAUAUAGAAAUACGCUCUCUACAAUGGGUACUAAAGGGGGGGGGGGAGGAAGUGGGAAUGUUUUUUCGUCAAGAAAUUAAGUUUGGCAAUAACCCAUCCCGUGUUUGUUAACAGGGCUCACCACAACCUGGUGGUCACAAAGUCUGGCAGAAAAACAAAAAGAAAGGGAAAAAGGCCAAACCACAAAAAAAGCAACCCAAGAAAAAACCCGUGAAACAACAGCCUAAAAAGAAAAACUCACAGGAUGAGAAAGAGGUAAAAUAUCGAUAAAUCAAGAUGAGCUUUCGCGUGUUGACUUUGAAAGUAAUGAUGACGUAAAGUAAGAUAUCUGAUUCAUUUGUUGCGAGGAGAAAAGAAAAAAAAGGGAGUGACGUUGUACACACUGUGUGUUAUAUGCCCUGUCUCUGAAGUGUAGAGAACCUGUGGGAAGUUUUCCGCAUAGAAAGUUGACAUUUUAUAAAACAAGUAAUCUUCAGUUUUUGUUGUGCUUAUUUCUAGGAUCAGGUUUGCUUAUCCUCAUGUGCGGUGAUCGAAAAUGACUCUGUGGGAACUUUUACUUCUUUCUUCCGCUAUUUCUGAGUCUUUCCAUGAUAACCUCUGGCCGAUCCAGUCGUGAAUUUUUCAAUUCUUGUGCCUCAUCUUGAAAAUUUCGCCACUUUCAUGUGAUUCUGGAACGUGCACGAUGAAAUGACAAAAAAAUUACUUAGUAAUUAUUUCAAUUCGCUGUUCUGUCUAUUAAUUCUUUAGAAAACUAUAGAAGAAAAAGAAGAAUCAAAUGAAAAGAAGAACAAGAACAAGAAAGAAGAAGAGAGGGAGGAAGAGGAGGAGGAUGAGGACGUGGAAGCGGAGAAGGAAGAAGUGGACGUGGAAGCGGAGAAGGAAGAAGUGGACGUGGAAGCGGAGAAGGAAGAAGUGGACGACGAGGAAGACAAUGAUGAAACUGAUGAUGAUACUACGAACGAGAAAAUUGAAGAAAUUAAGAAAGGAAGAAGAAAACCUGAUGAGCAGGAAUCUGACUUGGAUAGCAGCAGGUAUUUUGAAAAAAGUCUCGCUAUAGUGGCUCUUUUCUCGCUGGAACUGUAAAGCUACCUUCUCCUUAAGGGAAAAUUAGAAAAUAUUCGUAUGGUAACAGAAAAAUACAUGUUUUGAUUAAAAGCCAAGAUUGUUCUUGAGAACUUCAUUGGCUCCUUUUCUUUUCCUCUUAGUUCUGGUGAAGAUGAUGACAGCUACGCUCCACAUGAUGUUAGCGCUCGGGAUUCUGAAGAUGAAGCCGAGUGGGACCGACUGCAAGCCGAAGUUAGGACUCGAGAUGCAAUUCUGGAUCCGAAGUCAAAAGAAAGCCAUAUCGUCCAUGCGCCUUAUUUUCCAGAGGUUUGACUUGAAUUGAAUUUUGUUUCCUCCUAGAAAAAUUACGUUAUCUUUAAAUCCCACAAAUGAGUUUAGUUUCACUGUUUUUCUUGCUAUUUUUUUUACAGGAAAAGCAUGAAUGGUGGUGGAUAUAUGUCACAGAUCGCAGAAGAAGAGAGCUAAUAACACGGCCUCAAAUGAUAUGCAACCUUAAAGAAGAAGAAAAGGUAUCUGUGUGAUCUCUGACUCUACACACCCAUUCUUGCACCAACAAACGACAGAAUCCUUCCUUUUAGUCGCUGGGUGUGCGGAACUGUUGAAUGGUCGUAAGAAAUACCUAAAACUAAAUCACGUCCAUAAUAGAAAAGUUUUCGUUGAUCACGAAUUCAAAUUGUUUCUUACCAAGCAAACUUGACGAUCGCUUAAGGAUCAAUUACAUCAUCGUUGAAACUCAAAACAAGAACUUAUAUUUAAUCUAAAAAAUUCAUUUUAAAGUCAUUCUCUUUGAAGACGAAAACGUUAACAAUUUUAUGUGUUCAUGCCUCCUGUUGGAGAUUUCGAAAAUGAAAACGAAGAUGUUUGCACGUAGAUUAAAUAUAAACUGUUGUUGCUUCUCGUUCCAGCUGGAUCUGAAGUUUCAAGCACCGUACAAAGCCAAAACGUACCAUUACACUGUCACUCUACGAUCAGACUCUUACUUGGACUUGGACGUUCAUCAAAAUUUUAACGUAAGUAAUUUUACUUAGUGUGUUCGAUGAUGCCUCUGCUACAGGAAUGAUUGAAAUAGUUAACGAUAAUGGCGAAGCUAACCAUAAAGUUCCCUGUAGGUCAGUACUGGAGCAUCAGAGCACGCAAUCCAAAACGGUAAACAGAUGUUGGAUGUUAAUAAUUUCCGAAUGGGCAAUGGCUGAAGAACAUUCAGUUUUAUCGAGCAUAAAAGACAUCGGCAUAACUUAUUUCUACAAACUUUUUCAGAUUAAUGUGGAAGAAGCUAAAGAAGUUGAUACCAAACAAUGGGAUCCUGAUUCAGAUGAAGAAGACAAAGACGACUUGGACGAGAGCGGAGAGAGUGAAGAGGAGGAAUAUAGUGACUGAACCGAAAAAAAAACCUGGUUACUAAUCUUUUUUUUUUUUGGUUAAAUUUUGCAAGCCCGAGAAAGGGUGCUCCUUUGGCUGUGUGCCAAAGGGAAUGCAAUAGCUGGUUCAUUUUUACAUUUUAAACAGAACUUACCCCUGAAAACAUGGACUGGGUUUUUCAAAAGGCGACUAAACUAACCCAGUGUUUGUGUGAAACUUUGUGAUGUUAUAGACAGUUUAAGUAUAAUUAUUUCGUUUCCUGUAAGUUUACGUUAAUUUAAGACAAAAUUGGCAAGACGUUAGCUCUAAUGAGCAUGUUUAAUUUGUAACAAGAGAGCAUCUCUACCAAGCUUGGCUCAUUCUCGGCGAAAGAACCCGUUUUACAUUCACGAGAAGCGAACAAAGAAACAGAGAAAUAAAAACAAGAUAGAGCCUAGGAAAUGAUAUUCACAAAACAAAAUAGUAAAAACUUUACGGACUCUUACACCGAGGCAAACCUCCAAGGUUUAGUUUCAAUUCGGGACUAAUGUUAAGCGCCAUUUGAACAACCAACCUCUGGCUUGUAUCCUUUUUAGUGGUACAUAGCACUCCGACUUUAAAGUCACCAAUUCAAAGUUCGAAACAAGAUUGAGAAAGUUAGCUCCACACAGAAACUUUACUCUGAUGGUAUUUAAUUAUGAAUUGGUGCGAAUCGUGCUUCGAACAAAUUGACGUUGAAAAUUUGAACCCGUGCUUACUCUUUAAAGACGACCUCUCACGAGAGUGGCCGAUUGUCAAUUAAAGCAGAAAUUUUUUUCAAGAGAUUAACAAUUAUCGAAGAGUGGAUAUUUUGUUAUAAUUUAUUCCAUUGAUAAACAGCCCGCACGAAUUUCCAUCGGCUCGACGAAUUAUCAGUUAAAGUUUAAAAAAAUUCAUCAACUUAAAACGUUUUAUAUAUUCAGCUAUUUUCGGUAUUUCGUUUGUCCAAGUUAUAAAGUAUUAUGUUUCAAGAUUAAUCUCACAAGAGAGAAAUUUUUAAGUGGGUGUCGACUGUGAUCCGGGAUUGAUUUGGUUUCGCGUCAUUAUGUGCUAUGAUUGGUCCUGAAAAAGCGACGUACAUUAGCGUUUCCCAGCACCCUAAGCAGCUGUCAUUGGUUCACCGUUUAGUGCCUUUCGUCUAACUGGCUCUGGUACAAUUUGGUUCUCGUUUUACUUCACUCACUCAAAUUACGCUCAAUGCACUGCUCGCGUCGCAUCGUUCUACGUUCUUGUGAAUUGAUGGUAUUAGAAACGUCGAAAAUUUAAUUAACGUGAAGGUCUAUUCAGAAGAGUCGAGUAGUGUCAUGUUAUCAAGUUAAAAGAUAAAAACGUUUCGCAUAAAUCAGAAACUUCUUUAUAUGUGUAUUUUUAAAAAUGGAUAAUGUGCAAAUUUCGUGGUUUAAAUUAUUAAAUCAAAUCAACUACCUCCGC
This is a messenger RNA of Pocillopora meandrina, 13412 nucleotides long. NCBI's taxonomy places the organism in Eukaryota, Metazoa, Cnidaria, Anthozoa, Scleractinia, Pocilloporidae. The record is from the annotation of a GenBank genome assembly.